AUGAACCUCUUGAGUUUAGCUAACGGUUGGAAGUUACUUUGUGAUAAGGUUUUUGGACCAAAACAUGAUUAUCCUCCUGAAUUGGAAGAAAUUGGAAAGGAAAUAGUAGAAAAAUGCCAAGGACUACCCUUAACAAUUUCAGUGAUUGCGGGACAUCUUUCUAAAAUGACUAGGACAUUAGAAGGUUGGAAGGAUGUUGUCCAAAACUUAAGUGAAAUCAUUGCUAGUCAUCCAAAUCAAUGCUUAGGAGUGCUUGGUUUGAGUUACCACCACUUGCCUAAUCGCCUCAAACCUUGCUUUCUAUCUAUGAUUAGUUUCCCAAAGGAUUUUCUGGUUGAAUCUUGUAUGUUGAUCCAAUUAUGGAUUGCAGAAGGUUUCAUAAGGAUGUCUGCUGGAAAUUGUAAAAGUUUGGAGGAAGUGGCGAUAGAUUAUUUGGAGGACCUUAUUAGCAGGAACUUGUUACAGAUUAGAAAAAGGAGAUUCAAUGGUGAGAUAAAAGCAUGUGGAAUACAUGAUCUACUGCGUGUGUUAUGUUUGAUAGAAGCUGAAAUGACAAAGCAUAUGCAUGUUCAGAGAACCCACCCUACUCUACCAACACAAAAGCAUAAUACUCGUCGUUUCAGUUUUCAAACUGAGUCUAAUUCAGAUGAUGAUUGUUGUAAGCUAUUACCCCCUUUUGCCAGAUCUAUAUACUUAUUUUCUCAAUUGAAUCUACCUUUUCCAAAUCAUAUUAAGCUUCUCAGAAUCUUGCCCAUCCCCCGUUUUUCUCUCGUUUCAACACAAUAUGGUGAAUUUCUCUCCCGUUUCAACCUACUCAGGGUAUUGGUCAUCUUCAAUAUAGAUGUAGAUGUAGAUGCAGAGUUCCCACCAUUUCCACUAGUGAUUACAAAAUUAUUUCAUUUGAGAUUUCUCCAUUUUCCAUUUAACAGCAAUAUUCCUGACUCAAUCUCAGAGCUUCAGAACUUGCAAACUCUAAUUUGUAAUGAGCUCGUUCAUGGUCACACUGCUGAAACGCUCGAUUCUCUUCAUGCGACAGCUGAAUAUUUUCAACAGGUCCUUGAAAAUGCUAGCAAGAGUAGAUUUGACACUGAAAAGAUCAAAUCUUUGGAGGAAAAAAUAAGAGUUGCUGUUAGUUAUGCAGAAGAUGUUGUUGAGAUGAAAAUUUCUCAAAUCAUCAAAGUCUCGAGGUGGACAUCUGGAAUUUUACAACACCGAGAUUUGCUACCAGUGGUUAAGAAAAUGGAUGUAACAAAGAAACAAGUGAUGGAGAUUGUUUCUCAUGAUGCUGAUCAACUUCUUGAAUUUUCUGGGGAUUCCUUGAUUGACACUCCUUCUACAAGCAACCCAGUGCUGUCAGAUCAGUCGGGAGAUGAUAUCGUGCAUGGAAUUGAUGAUGACUUGAAGAUAAUAAUUAAAAGAUUGAUAGGACCACUGUCGGAUCUUGACAUUGUCACAAUAUCAGGCAUGGGUGGCAUUGGCAAAACAACACUAGCUAGAAAAGCUUAUGAUCAUCUUACAGUCAGGUAUCACUUUGACAUUCUUGCUUGGGUUACAAUAUCUCAAGAAUUUCGAUAUAAAAAUGUAUUGUUAGAAGCUUUACAUUGCAUUUCAAAGCAAACUGAUAGUUUCAAUGCAAAAGAUUAUGAUAAGAUGGAUGACUCUGACUUAGCAGGCCUAUUGAAGAAAGAGUUAAUUGGUCGUAGAUAG
Molecule: messenger RNA, 1707 nt
Organism: Solanum tuberosum (potato)
Lineage: Eukaryota; Viridiplantae; Streptophyta; Magnoliopsida; Solanales; Solanaceae
Product: putative late blight resistance protein homolog R1B-17
Exons: 2
Coding region: 1-1707 (568 amino acids)
Biological process (GO): defense response to other organism
Molecular function (GO): ADP binding
Source: RefSeq, a predicted model, not a curated record